AUGUCCGAGGACAAGAAGGAGAAGAAGAAGUCCGGCCGCACACCCGAGCAGCAGGCUGCCCGUGACGCGCGCAAGGCCGCCAAGAAGGCCGCUCUCGCCGCCGCCGCCGCCGAGGCGACCACCUCCACCGAGGAGGGUUCGACGACGACGCCGAAGAAGCGCCGCGCCUCGACUGACGGAACCAAGCUCGAGAUCGACCUGUCUGCCUCAGCGCCGCUGUCCAAGGCCGAGGCGCGUGCGGCCCGCAAGCGCGCCAAGCGGGGCGAGGAGCCCCUGCCGCCCAAGCAGACCGAGGACGGGAGCGAGAAGCCCCUCAAGGCAGCGAGCAAGAAGAAGGAGCCCAAGCCGAAGCAGGAGAAGGGCCAGUUCAGCGUGUGGAUCGGCAACCUCUCGUUCCGCACGAGCGAGCAGGCUCUGCGCGAGUUCAUCGAGACGGGCAUCACGGAGCUCGGCGGCGAGGCGGGAUGCGUGACCCGGUUGAACCUCCCGAAGAAGGCGGGUCAUGGACAGUUUGCGGAGAACAAGGGAUUCGCGUAUUGCGACUUUACAAACGAGGCGAUGAUGCUCCUCGCGCUAGGCCUUUCGGAGCGGCCGCUCGAGGGCCGCCGCCUGCUCAUCAAGCGCGGCGACGACCACCGCGCCAACCCCGACGCGAGGACGCCCAAGACUCUCCCCUCUGGACCGGGAACGGCGCCGAGCAUCCUCCAGCGGCAGAAGAACCCGGAGAGCGCGACGCUCUUUGUCGGCAACCUCCCCUUCGACGUUACGGAGGAAGAGCUCCGCGAUCUCCGUUCCGGCCUCAUCAAGACGCGCGUCGCCCAGUUCGAGGAUACGGGGCGCUGCAAGGGGUUCGCCUUCUGGGACUUCAAGUCGAGUGCGCACGCCAAGGCCGCGCUCAUGAACAGGCGGAACCACUUCCUGCGCGGCCAGAAGCUGAAUGUGCAGUUUGCGUCUGAGAGCGCCACCUCGCGCGCGGGACGGGGGAAGAAGGCCGCCGCGGGCGGAGGUGGGAAGAAGGUGCGGCCCGGGAAGCAGGAGCGCGAUAGGCAGAAGGGGAGGUACUUCAACGCGGAAGGUGCUGGGGAGGCAGCUGGGGAAAGCACGGCGGAGAAGAAGGGAGACGUCCGAGGGAAGAAGUGGGAGGCAUCGGGACGGCCCCGGCCUGGUGCUGCGCUCGCCAUGGCGCAGCGCGAGAAGGUUGGCAUUGUCGAGAGCCAGGGCAACAAGAUCACCUUCGAUUAG
Molecule: messenger RNA, 1242 nt
Organism: Trichosporon asahii var. asahii CBS 2479
Lineage: Eukaryota; Fungi; Basidiomycota; Tremellomycetes; Trichosporonales; Trichosporonaceae
Product: RNA-binding protein rnp24
Exons: 3
Coding region: 1-1242 (413 amino acids)
Molecular function (GO): RNA binding
Source: RefSeq, a predicted model, not a curated record